Molecule: messenger RNA, 1245 nt
Organism: Psilocybe cubensis
Lineage: Eukaryota; Fungi; Basidiomycota; Agaricomycetes; Agaricales; Agrocybaceae
Exons: 4
Coding region: 1-1245 (414 amino acids)
Source: RefSeq, a predicted model, not a curated record
AUGCCUUAUCUUACACCAAAGAGCGGCCCUUCUACGGGCACUGUGGAAUCAUCAAUUACGGUCAACGAAUGCAAGACGAGCGAUGCUCAGGAAGUUCCAGCUAUAACAGCGUGCCCAGUGCCAGAGAAAAGUAUUCUCAUUGAUACGGGAGAGUUGGAGUCUAUAAAGUCCUCAAGCUACCCUCUAGUGAAGUUGGAAGUUGAAAAAAUCAACGAUGCCACUGCUGGGAGAUUGGCUACAAGUUUGUUAGGACACGUACUCUUCCUGAAGAAUCAGGUCCCGUUUCCUGUGAUGCAAUUAGGAAGGCUUCCGGGUGGCAAGAUGAACACACGCGCAGCCAAGCAACGUACCGAAUUACUGGCCUCAUACGACACUAUAUCAUCCCAUCUUGAUACCACCUUCUCUGCAUUAUCUACGGCACUUGCGCGAUGUGCUGGCCAGAAUUCCAAGUUGGCACAAGUUCAUUUGGCCAUUCUCGUGGGGCCGAGCGUAACAACAGCAAAAUCUAGAUUAUUUCUUGGGAUUGAUGGGUUAGAACAAAGUAUCUGGGGCGUUAGGGACGAACGAACAAUCUCCCGGGAUCACGCCGAAAUUGCCGAGGAUGAAAGAGAAGAUGUCCAAGCUGAUAAAUCAGAUGAAGGCGACAGUGUUGAAGAUAAUGAUGAAAGCGACGACAUACCCGAGGACAGUGAGGAUGACGAUAGUGAAGAAACCAGUAGCGAAGAAGAAAGCGAAAGCGAAAGCGAAGAAGAGGAAAACGGCGAUAAAUCUAUCGGAGAAGAUCCGCCACCUCCACUCUAUGUAUCUCGCGCGGAAGAAUUACAAUUUUUACAGAAAGCCGAACGUCUUCUUUCUCGUACCCUUGCAGCAGCGGAUGCGGAAGGAUGUGGGAUAAGUUCUGAACUGGCCCCAACUCAAACACACGUUCUUAUUCGCGCACCUAGGCGGUUUAGUCAUCCUGCUUGGCUUCCUCAGCAAAAUGUCUCCAAUUCACUUGAUACAUCUUUACACGAUUUUCUCAACAACUCCGGAUUGCAGACUGCUGAAAACCAAUCCAUCAAUCGUCCUAAACAUACCAAGAAGACCAAAGUAGAAGGGGUCUGGAUCACGACUCGUCAAGGUAUACAGCCCUCAGCAUUUCUUCGAGAGUCAUUAUCAGUGUCGUCUACUGGCCUCGAUCUGGAAGAUGAUGAAAUGAUAUGGUGGAGCUGGGAUGGUAAAUUUCAGGGUUUCUCCGACUGGUGA